CUAUCCGGAACAAUAAUUGUGUAAUGCCACGCCCUGACCUCUGAGUGUCGCUGUAGAUAAACCGAAGCAUCCAUCCAUUGGGUGAAGAAGUAGAAAGACGGUCUUCGUCUGACUUGAGACGAACGAAGCAUGAAGAGCAGGUGGAGUACAACAGCGAAGACCACAAGCUACGUUUGCUAAACAUUACUAAAUACCUGAUGUCACGUCAUCCAUAUGUGCGCAAUUAAGUUUUGAAUUCUGCAAGGAGAGACUUGCGCCGCCCAUGGAGAGAGGGCUGGUCCGUCCAGCUGCAUGGUACAAACGUCACAGCCAGCGGAGAGACGUCCCCCUCACCCCACCGUGUCCUCAAGAGGAGGAGAAAAUGGUCGUGCUCGGCGCCCUCCUGAGCCUAGCCGGCUGGGCGUCGCUCUACUUUGCCCUGUGUCACAUCAACGGCCAACGCAGCUGCGAAUGGAAUUGCCGCCUCGUCACCCUGCUGCAUGGUAUCCUGGCAGUCUGCAUCACGGCCUACAUUGGAUAUGUUGAUGGACCUUGGCCCUUCACCUAUCCAGGUACAAAGAACACACCUCUGCAGAUAAGUGCCAUGCUGCUGAGCCUGGGCUACUUUGUCUUUGACAUGGCCUGGUGCGUCUACUUCCGUACGGAGGGAGCCGUCAUGCUGGCCCACCACACCAUGAGCAUCCUGGGAAUCCUGCUCACUCUCUGGCUGGGCGAGUCCGGGAUCGAGGGCUGUGCCGUCCUCUUUGGCAGCGAGAUCACCAACCCUCUGCUUCAGGCUCGCUGGUUCCUCAAGCAAACGGGACACUACGGCACGUCCCUCGCGUACACUGUGGACGCCCUGUUCGUGCUCCUCUUCGUGCUGAUGCGGAUCUUUGUGGGAGGCACAAUGCUGUACUGUGAGCUGAUCUCGCCGAGGCCCAGAUUUUUCAUCAAGUGCGGGGGUGUGGCCAUGUACGCGCUAUCCUGGGUCUUCAUGGUGGACAUUGUUCGCUUCACCGUCCGGAAGAGCAGGAAUUGGCACAAGCAGCAGAGGGAACGAAAAGAGGCUGUGAAUGGUCACGAAGGAAAGAAGGACUGACUGAAUGCUGACCGCAGAGACAACUUCAAUAUAACUGAGAUGUCCUCUGGGGAGUAGGAAAGAAAACAAACACUUCAGGAUGUUGUUUGGUUGUUGUGUACAAGGCACAGGCCAAACAUCACAGAGAUGGUUUGCAGUAUAUGGUUGGAAAACAAAACAGUAACAGAUGUUGCACUUGGUUACAGUAAUAGAGUAAAAAAAAAAGAAAAAAAAAACUCCCAAGGCACCCACUGUUUGUGGACAACAUCAUGUAAUGAAGCUUAAUUUUUCUGUGAGUCAUUACAACCAAACCCUAAUACUGUUCACUGGAAGUCCCAAACUCUCUCCCUCAAAUAUCUGUCAAAAGUUCAUGUUUUGUUUUAUCACCAUACUUGCUAAUGAGUAGUAUGGACUUAGAGACUAGAGAACUUCUUGGACGUUUCUUGUUCCCUUUCUUAUGUGUCUGUCAGGCACGUUCGAAGAGUGAGCAAUUUUACUUUAGUUUAAUUAUCCAAUAAUUUAAGUUUACACAUCCCUGUUCAAAUGUCAGGAAUAAAACACAGGACCAAAUAUCUCAUUUGAAAAUGUUUUCCACCAUUAAUGUGACCUAUCUCGCCGUCUUGCAUUUUCCCACGUUUGGGAGACUUUGAUAUGGUCCAAUGAAACCAAGUUUGAAGUUUUGGGUCAUAAUUCUCAAAGGUAUGUUUGCCGCAAAUGUAAUGCAAUACCAGUUAUAACGUGCACACACCUAUGUAACCUCAUGAGCUCAAUGUUUUACUUCUUUUGGAAAAAAAAAGAGUUCUAGGUUACAGUGCACAAUAAUGGAAAGGGGCUUGAUUUAUUUCAGUCAAUUAUAUAAAAACACCUGCCAGGGUUAGGGUUUGAACAUCACUGUUAUUUUUUAUCCACUGUUGGUGUGAAUGGGUGUGAAAAUGCGGACAAGCGAAAUAAAAAAAAUGGAUGGAAGGGGGGAAACUUUUUUUUUUAAUUACUCUAACAGAAAACUCUAUAACAGUGAAUGUAUAUGUUGAUCUUAAGCACUUCCACUAUAAAUUAAGUAAAAUAACGUUGCUCUAGGUGACAGUGAACACAGAAAAAAGUGUCCCAAUAUGGUGGGCACAGUUUGUUUACACCUUGUAAUCACCUCAAUCCAUGUGUCAUUUUUAAAAUGAGUGUGUUUAUGUUAUUGUUUGUUUAGCUGUUUUUUGUUUUUUUUUUCUUUUGGGGUGGUGGGGUUGUUUGUUUGUUAAUGUCAAACUGUGAACAGAUGUUGAAGUCUUACUCAGGGAGAAGCUUUACUAAAGUCAUUUAUAUUUUAGUCAUUUUUUUAAGCUUUUGCCCUAGUUCCUUUUUGUCCUUUCCCUCUGUUCUCUUAUACAAUGGGAUGCUUUCCAUUGGUAAAACCAUCUUCUGACUUUUGUUAUUAGACUGAAGGCAUAUUGUUUUUGAUUAAAUGUACUGCAUUUGUG
This is a messenger RNA of Syngnathoides biaculeatus (alligator pipefish), 2526 nucleotides long. RefSeq names its product TLC domain containing 5a (gene tlcd5a). Gene Ontology annotation, cellular component: membrane. The transcript is spliced from 5 exons. The record is from RefSeq and is a predicted model, not a curated record. NCBI's taxonomy places the organism in Eukaryota, Metazoa, Chordata, Actinopteri, Syngnathiformes, Syngnathidae. The coding region runs from base 263 to 1078 and encodes 271 amino acids.